AUGGAGGACAGCAAGACUGAACGAACUCCUAUCUUACCGGCGAAGACGACAUCCAGUCUCGAGCGGGCCCGCCGCCGAUGGGUUACUGUGGAACCUAUCAUUGUGCUGGGCACAGUUGGGGUCAUUUCUACCAGUUUGAUCCGACCUUUCUACUUGAAGGAGCGACUCGGUGAGUCGAUGUUCAACAUCACCGAACAAGAUGAGUACUCCAAGUGCCAAGCAAACGCCAGUGAUGGCGGAAUGGUGGAGGAUGACGUCCAGGCGGAGGCUUCCCUUUGGAUUCUGUACUUAUCAACGGCUGCGAAUAUACCCAUGAUAGUCAGCUCGGUUAUCCUCGGCGCAUUGAGCGACCGACUCGGUAGGAAGAUGUGUAUGGUAAUCCCACUCGUCGGUUACAUCUGCCAAGAAAUUGUGUACAUCCUGACGGUCUGCUACCACCUCCCACUACCGGUUCUCUUUGCUGGUGACAUUCUGCAAGGAAUGGGUGGGAGCUUUGGGUUGCUGUUCGCUGGCUGCCUCUCCUAUAUCAGUGACAUUACGACCGAGAAACAGAGAACCAUGCGCAUAGCGGUGGUGGAAAUGCUAAUGCUUUUCAUCGGCGGUUGUGUCGAAGUUGGUGCUGGUUUUCUGAUGCGAGAUAUCGGCCCCUUCCCACCACUAGCAUUGGCACUGGGGUUCAAUGUUUUGUGCUUGAUAUAUAUUGCUAUCCCCAGCGCUCUGAUUGAAACCGUGGACCGUGACAACAUCCCCGAGAAUCGCAAGGGGCUCAAAGAAGCUGGUCGGAGUGUGGUCGCAAUUUUCAAGUUCACCGAGGACGGUCGGCGGUGGCAGACUCUCCUCUUAACCCUCUUUCUCUUCUUUAUCACGCUGAAUGUCCACGGAGUCACGUCCAUCUUUAUUUUGUACGGUACAGCCCAACCGUUCUGCUGGUCUGCUGUCACUGCGGGAUUGGUGGCAUCAUUUGUUUUCGUUGUCGGCUCUUUGGGGAUGGUGGCCGGUACCAAAGUGUUUUCUUUCUGCUUGGGGGAGUAUUUCAUCAUGCACAUCAGUUGCCUGAGUUUUCUUGCGUCCAACCUUGUCAUGGGUGUGUCAAGAACAACUGUGUUAGUCUUCGUGGCGAGUGGUUUAGGCACUUUACGGGGAAUGGCAUUUCCAGUUGCAAGAUCAGUCCUGUCAAAAAUUGUAAAUCCAAACGACAUCGGUGCGGCCUUUGCCAUUGUAGCUUGCGCUGACAACCUAGCAGGGUUUGCGGCUUCAUUGAUUGCACCAAGCGUCUACGCUGCCACAGUGUCCUACCUGCCACCUGCAGUUUUCUUCGUGUUUUCUGGCCUGGCCUUCAUCCCGAACGGCACUCACUGGGUCAGCGAAAUUAUGAACUGUAUUCUGCACGAUGGAAAGGCAGAUUUCGACCGCUCUUACAUGGUCAACCCACUCGAAGCAACGAUUGCGGAAGACCCAAUAAAAAUGCAAAGCACGGCACCCGGGUACAAGGUUUGCGCAACCAUGAAAUCACCAAGGUGCAUUAUAAGCCAUUGCAUGGAGAGGUUCCGACCCCCUCAAGUCUUGACGAAGAAUGCCAAGGUUGUGUAUGUGGCUCGAAACCCAAAGGACGUGGUCGUUUCCACGUUCAAGAUGAUGCCAAAGUGGACAUUCGACGAGGCGCUCUGGGCAUUUUACCAUGACAAAAUGAUGUACGGAUCUUGGUUUGAUCACGUACUUGGCUACUGGACUGAGCAGGGCAGAGAGAAUUUUCUGCUUCUGAAAUACGAAGAUCUCCAUAAGGACCUAAGGGGGUCAGUUUGCAAGCUUGCUAAGCAUGUUGGGAAGGAUCUACCUGAUGACAUCAUCAAUGGUAUUGUGGAGCACGUGACCUUUGACAGGAUGCAGACAACCUACCAACAGCUUGAGGAUAGGUAUGGAGAAGACGGGAAACGGAUGACCCGCUUCCGGGGAACGCCAUACCUGAGGAAAGGAGAAGUUGGUGACUGGAAAAACGUCUUUACAGUGGCACAGAACACACUGUUCGACAAGAUCUACACCAAGAGAACGGAGGGAACCGGUUUGGAGUUUGACUUUGAGCUUUCAGCCUAAUAUAUCCUGAAAGUUGUAUACACAUUUGAACGGUCUGCAAUUCAGUUUUCAGUUUGAGAAUCUAGCAUCCAGAAUUAGACAUUUUCUAGUGAAAAAUUAGUUUGGAUAGUCACAAAAAUGGAGUGAAAAUUUUCAUUCUUUUGAAGUUAGAAAGAUUUUUCUUUCAAUAAUUUUUCGUUUUGAGGAGAGCCAGAGUUUACAAGUUGUUACAUACUGCUGAAGAUAUGCAUCUUUAGACUUUACAACUAGUUUUACAGAUUAAAAAACCGGAAAACUAAUGCAUAAACAUGUUAAUGAACAUGUGCCCCGUAGGCUAGAGGUUUUGUUUAAUUAAUUUACAAAUCCAUUAGAUAGGCCUACCAUUUUAUUCACAGUGAUCUCCCAUAGACUGUAGCUGGGUCCAUCUUCUCAUAAAAGAUUUCCAACAUAAUAUCCCAUUUGACAUCUUCACUUUUCCUUAUUUUACAUUCAAAGGCCCCUGAUAUUCAGUAUGGGUCAUUUUUGAUUCGAUGGUUCUCAUCUCACAUUGUCCUCGGAAGACGCUGGUUUGAAAAAUAAAUCCAGGUUUUUAAAGGAUCAUGUGUUGUAUGCAUUAAAGGCUAAUGAACGAUAAAACGCUCUUAUCGAUUUAAUGAGUGGAGCGAUGACGUUUUCAUUAUGCCCACAGCCGAUUGGCUUAGCCAAUCCACAGUCAGACCAAAUGCACCAUUAAUGCUUUCCGUUCCUUUGAACAUAAAACCCAUGCACUUAACUAUGUUUUUCCUGGAUGACAUCACAGCAACAGCACCAUCAGUCGUCCAUCACAGCAUGGACGAAGUGUUUACAAGUUCACUUUUUCCUGGGAAUAACAUUUUUUAGUCUUUCAUCGAAUCAUUUCGUCCAAAAUGAAAAACUACAGAAAACAGUGAUUAAUACUUAAUUUACAUCAGUCGACAGCAAAUAUUAUGAUUUUUCCAACGAUUAAAGUAAGGAAGGACGAGACUACUACCUGCAAUGUAAAGAGUUGUGUUCUCAAUUUAUAUGAAACUGCUGGGUAACACCGUUAACAACAGACAGAUAUUUCUCCGUGUCAAGGCCGGGUCGUAGGCCUACAUAUGAGCAAUUAAAAUGUUUAAA
Molecule: messenger RNA, 3207 nt
Organism: Acanthaster planci (crown-of-thorns starfish)
Lineage: Eukaryota; Metazoa; Echinodermata; Asteroidea; Valvatida; Acanthasteridae
Product: sulfotransferase 1B1-like
Molecular function (GO): sulfotransferase activity
Source: RefSeq, a predicted model, not a curated record